CAGUCAACAUUGACCGGCAGCAGCAGUAGCUAAUUUCCUGCGGCUCCGAGUCGUGGGGCAUGUGUAUACAUUUUGUGCAUAUUUAAACUGUCUCGUCUCCACUUUUCACUUGUUUCCUAACUGGAGCUUUCCUGUGUGAUAUGGCCGUGUGUUUCCGAGCGCUCAAGGGAUCUUUGAACAGUGCGUUGGGGACUGUGAAGACUGGCAACAUCAGGUCCCACACCGGUCUUCUGACCCUGAGCGCAGCAACGCCAUGCAAUUGCUAUGUAACCCUAACCUCUAGCCGAGGCACGAAGGUACUUGCAAGGCAUGCUGCUGUGUUGCCUCAAGUCCUGGGUGGCACUUCCCUCCAGACCACAUGCCACAGUUCGAGUAUAUGUCUCCCUGCUGUACACUCACUGCCUGAGGUCGUCAUAAAUGACGCCAUUGCUCCAGAACUUAUCAAACGGGAGGAACAAGCCCCUUUCACAUUUUUUGAACUCCGUAGUGGCGAUGAUGAGACGAAGUCCUCAGGUGUCGUUUACAGAGUGCCUACUACAGUCUUGUCUGGCUAUUUGGAUGCUUACCCAUACAAGGUAUACUGCUUUGAUGUGGACCGUCGGGUAGCAGCAGAGAUGGCAUUAUCGGACUACGAGCGAGAGGUGUUGCAAUUUGCGGGCACAUCAGUUGCUCUGAAAGGGGCAGGCAGUAAUCAGCAGCUACCUGAUCCUGGUCGUGCCACAGAGGAACAGUUAAAGCGGAUAUCUCAAGCCCUGGCAAAUCACUUGCCUCAAUUUUUCACUCAGCCACACAUGUACAACCUGUACAACAAAAACAUUGUCUUCAGGAACAACAUUCGUGGCAUAACUACAAGGGGCAUUACGGGCUAUGUGCAACAAAUGGCAUUAGUUCGCAUCUUGGGUCACCUACGCUAUGCACAUGUGCGACUGGAAGUUCUCAAAAUGACAACUCACAAGGAGGACAGCACAGUGCGUAUACGGUGGCGCAUUGUGGGCGUGUCCGGCUUGCGUGCCCUGUUCAUGUUCUGGAAGUUUCGAAUCUGGGAGUGGCAGAAGAUGAUCUCUCAGGAGGCAGAGUGGACAGAUGGUUUUUCGGUGCUGAAGGUCGGAUCUGAUGGCCUUAUAUAUGAGCAUAUUUGUGACAAGAUGAUGCCUGACGAAGAGCUAGAAGAGGCAAAGCCAUCCAAUGUGGCGGUAAAGCUUGCUUUGUUGCUGGGCCUGACACCUCAGUCAUUUAGUUUUGGAUCACCAAUGAUGUCCUCGAGCGAGAACAGCCUGCUCUAGUGCUGAAACCGAAGUCCUUGCUUCUCCUCACCUAUGCAUUUUGUGUGUGCAGUGUACAUAGCUUUAGGAACACAAGUCAAGAUGUUUGUUGGUCUUGUAAUUUUUUUGUUUUUCCUUCCUACCAUGUUAUAGCAAGGUGUGACUUUGUAGUUUUUGCAAAAAGGGUCGGUAGUAAAGUUCUAAUGUCAGAAAAAUCCCUGUGAGUAGCAGUGCCUAGAAAAGGAUGGCACUGCUCCUGCAGAAUGCAGCAGAGCUUUUGACUUAGUGGCUUGGAACUGUAUUUUGCUAAGUGAUGAAGCAAGUAUUUGGAGGCCUGUCUGAGGUCAUUUUGAAACUGUUUUGACAGUAUAAAUUGUACAUGCAUGAAAGGGUUAUUUAUCAUAGCUGUGUACCUGUGUGCGUCUUUUGUGCUGUGUAGCUUUAAGUAUUGUGUUUUUCUCCCCAAAAUUCUGUUCCCUGCGUGUGAUCUUUAUGCAAGCAGCAAUUGAUUUGAUGGAAGGACAAUUUGUGUUGUCCUCUAAAUUGAGGGAAGGAAUACUGGUUGGGCAUGAUUUUUUACGUUGCUUCUAGAUUGUGGAACUAAGAAUCUGCAGUGGUAUGUUCACUAGUGUUUUUGUGCUGUUUUUUUAUUGUUGCUGGGUAUUGUUUUUAUUUUAAUUAAAUUAAAAGAUGGCACAAUUUGAUCAGUAUGCUCAUUUGUCUAGAAUAAAAAAAGUUUUGCUUUGUAGGUGAAAUUGAUGUACAUAGUGUUCUUUUUUAUUCCCAAAGAGGCAGCAUUAAUGAAUUAUUGUACACCGUUUGCUGCUAAGUUUUUGUUGUUAGCAUCAGGGCUGAACGAUUGUGUUUUCUGCGCUGUCUAAGCUGUAUGCAGAGUGAUCUUCGACUCUUUGGGGAUUUUAAGGUACUUCAUACAUAUUGCCUCAGAAGCCGCUACUUACAAGAUGUGGACAUGUAAUUUCAAGCUAAGCAUGUUAUGUGGAACUUGUGUAACAAGAUAGACUGUGGGGUAUCGUCGUUGUGAUCCAAAUAUUUCUGAUCGUUCAAGAAAUGUGCAACAGUGCAUAUUAAAUGAAAACAGCUCAAGUGUAGAGUCUUUGCAUUGUCCCUAGGUGGCACGAGGCAGCUGGCUUCACGUAACAGCAUGUCAAAAUAAGCCUUCAUUAGCAUUGUGUAGUGCUUAAAGAUGUGUAAGAUGCAUUCAUUAAGGUUUGUGGAUCAUUACAGCUGUAGAAAGCGGAGUUAUAUUUUGUCAGGCCAGCCUAGGUGGAAUUGGGUAGCCAUGUUUCAUCAGCUCACUCUUAUUGCUAUCCACAUGAAACCACUUUGUUUUACACCCUAGGUUGGCACUUGUAUUACUCCACAUCAUUGCGAGGCAUUGCAGAAUGUGUUAGCAGCAGUGAGUUUAGGCAUGCUGAGUGUUUUAAGAACAGCGUAUGAGCACUGCGGCGCCCAAGUGUUGUGUAAGAAAUGCAGCAUUUUAUGUAAGGUUUUCGAUGGUUUUUGAUGUGCUAAGGUUUUUGAGGUGCUAUGUUUCUGGGCAUUGCCUGUUGUGUACAUCUUACAUGCUUGGGUUUAUGUUGUUGACUUGGAGCUCGGGACCUUUGUUAGGAAUCUUUAAAAUGUUGUGCAAAGUUACUGCCGUGAUACUAUUGAGCAGUUUAAUAUAGAAGGUGUAUAAAUACAAGAAAUGUCGAAUUGCAAGUUUGGUGUGGUUAUUACGAUGUGUGCAGGAUUAAAAUGAGAGGUUUUUUAAAACAGGACUUGGUAUUGCAUUUGAAACUGCUUCAAAAUGAUUUACCAUACCUCCUCUUCCCUCAUUUACAUUGAAAAAGUAUGGUAAGCUUAACCACCAGGCAUUUAAGUUUCCAGAAAUGCCAGUCUCCCAAGAAGUGGCGGUCACUUCCACUCUAAAAACAGUUGCACGUUUUGCGCAGUUCUACUGUCCCACAACAUUAAUGAUCAUCCGAUCUGGCUUCCUUGUGUUUCCAUUCUUGAAAACGCUUCACCCACCACUUUCCUAUCAAAGAUACUAUGCCACGCUGAUGAUACACAUGCUCUUCGUGACCUAAAAGUAGUGGAUGUGUAGAAUUGAAGCAAGGAAAUGCACGUAAGAUGCCGAUUAUCAAUGAUGUAAGACAUGAAGAUUUUUCAAGGGACGUAAUUGCGAAUACACAUAAAUCAGAGUGACGAGCUACUGCUAGCAUCCUAAGAGGAGUGCCAGCACGAAAUGCAGGCCACAAUAGCCUAGUCGACUAUAGUGGGCAACAUAUGCACACUUUUGCCAGAUCAAACAACCUGGUGUUUCACUCAUCCCGUCCUUCUGGAUAUUUUUAGAUUUCAUAGAACACCCCGUGUUGGAUGCACUGGAUUUGGUGUACGCGUGAUUGCAUGCACAUGCUGGUAUAUGUAAUGGCACAGGUGGGAAUCAUAGUCGCAAGUAGUAUGCUGUGCUAUGCCAAUACACUCAUCUUAGGCCUGUUGCUUGCAGUUGCAUUACGCUUUUUUUGUCAUAUUUAGAAAGCCUGUUGUAAGUCUGUCCACUUGUGCUUGUAUUACAUUUGCGGCAAUUUCUGCUGACCGAAGAUGGUCAUAAUUUGGUCAUAACUGCACCAUGCAUCUAUAUUGUUUCACAUUGUGUACGGAAAGAGGAUAUUGUGUGCUACUUUGCCUUUUUAUUCCUGAAGUGCUCAUUGGUGUCUACUUGUAAUGCAAGUAUUAAAUUUCGAGAGUAUAGUUAAUGCCGCAGUGCUGGGCCUCCAGAGUCUAAAAAAUGUCUGUAAUGUCUUCAAAAACUUUAAGACUAAAUUGGUGCAGUUCUGCUUCCAAUUAAAAAAAAAUAAUAAAACAUGUUAAUGGUGGUUGAUACAUGAUGCUUAAAACUGGUAGCACACCUUAACAGUUGUGUAAGCAAAAAAAAGAUAUACAGGCAGUAGUUAUUGCUUGUAGAUUUGUAGCAGUUUGGACAUUUCAGUGUGUGGAAACAGCUUAGGCUCUCUCUUUCAUGCAGAACCUGCAUUUUAUCUGUCUGCACUAAACUUGCUUGUGAUUAAGUGGGACAGUGCUCUGUAGUGAGUUGCGUACAGCUGAUUGCAUGUUGUGUUGUUCGUUUGUACAAUUUCGUUAACCCAUUAAAGGGACUUAAGUUGUACAUACAUGCGGCACAUCCGGCCAAUUUAGCUACUGUCUAGACAUAGGCAUAGCAGAACUUUAUUGGGCUGGAAUGAUCUACGUGAAGGUGCUCAGUGGAAGUUUUGCGUUUGUGUGAUAGUUUGUGAGGAAGGCUGUUGUAAUGCUCUCUGAAGUGGAAAAUUCUUUCGACACUAGAGGCAGAGAAUUCAUAUAUUUACUCUUUACAAGCAAACUAGAGGCCGCAUGAGUUUAUAUAGUCUUGUCAUGACUGUUCAGUGGCCUGGGGACGCAUUUUUUUUGCAGGCAUGCUGCAAUAAAUGAGCGCUAGUCUAAACCCCAGUCUGUCUAUAGCUCACAUCGCAAUGCACAGUCUAGUUUGAUAAGCAGUGGUCCUAUAGGGGCACAUGGUGGUAUGCUUAACAUAAACAUGUUCCUUUACUGUAGGUUCAUAUGUACAUGCUCUCCUUUAAAACAUAAAGCACUGUUUCCUGUUUUAGCUAGUAAAAUAUGUUACCUUGAUGGUUGUCUGUGUUGUGCUAUACUGUCUCAACAAUACUGUGUUUGCCGAUUUCAGGAACUUGUUGGCUACAGCACACUCAUUUUUCGCCAUAAGCAUUUCAAGAGCGUCUGAUGUUAUUCGCAUUAUUGUAUUGGAGCAUGAUUAAAGCUGCAGUAAAUUCUUCAGUGGUAGUUUUGGAAAGUUCUGUUGUACGAAUAAAAACUUAAUUUUCAGUGCA
Molecule: messenger RNA, 5149 nt
Organism: Rhipicephalus microplus (southern cattle tick)
Lineage: Eukaryota; Metazoa; Arthropoda; Arachnida; Ixodida; Ixodidae
Source: RefSeq, a predicted model, not a curated record